AUGGGCCACUACAUCACACUCGCAACUUGCGUCCUCAACCAAUGGGCCUUGGACUUUCAGGGGAACUACGAGAGGAUACUCGAAAGUAUCAGGCUGGCGAAAGAGGCCGGCGCUAGAUAUCGUCUGGGGCCGGAACUAGAGAUUACAGGAUAUGGAUGCAACGACCACUUUUACGAGGGCGACACGUACCUCCACUCUUGGGAAGUCCUGGCGAAGCUUUUGGAAGACGAUGUCUGCCAAGACAUGCUUAUCGACGUUGGAAUGCCCGUCGCCCACAAAAACGUGAAAUACAACUGCCGCGUCAUCUUCUUCAACAAAAAGAUUCUUCUCAUCCGGCCCAAAAUGUUCCUGGCCAACGACGGCAACUACCGCGAAAUGCGUUGGUUCGCCUCAUGGAAGAAGUAUCGCCAAGUCGAGGAUUUCUACCUGCCCCGCCUCAUCCAGAAAAUCACGGGACAGCACACCAUCCCCUUUGGCGACGCCGUAGUCGCCACGCGCGACACCGUCCUCGGCACCGAGCUCUGCGAGGAGUUGUUCACCCCGGACAGCCCCCACAUCCACCAGGCUCUAGACGGGAUCGAGAUCUUCACAAACAGCAGUGGAAGCCACCACGAGUUCCAGAAGCUCGACACCCGCAUCGAUUUGAUCCGUGGCGCGACGCGCAAGUCGGGCGGGAUCUACCUGUAUGCCAACCAGCAAGGGUGUGACGGUGAACGGGUCUACUAUGAUGGAGGUGGUUUGAUCCUCAUGAACGGCGAGAUCUUGGCGCAGGGGACACAGUUCUCCCUCAAGGACAUUGAAGUGGUGACCGCAACAAUGGACAUCGAGGAAGUCCGAUCGAAACGUGGAGACCAACCCAGCCGCAUGAGUCAGGCUUCCAUGGCGCCCGCCUACCCGCGCGUCUACGCAGACCUGGCUUUGACGCAGGAUAUCUUCCUGGAUGGUCAAAUCAUACGGCCCACUGACGCUCGACCACCGUUUUAUCACACCCCUGAGGAGGAGAUCCGAUACGGCCCAGCAUGCUGGCUCUGGGACUACCUCCGCCGCUCCAAAUCCGGCGGCUUCUUCCUCCCGCUCAGCGGCGGGCUCGACAGCUGCUGUACGGCCAUCAUCGUCUAUUCCAUGUGCGAUCUGGUUUGCAAGGCUGCCAAGAAUGGAGAGAAACAAGUGAUAGCCGACGCCCGCAGAAUCGCCGGCGAGCCACCGGAAUCCACCUAUAUUCCGGAAACACCACAGGAGUUCAGCGGGAGGAUCUUCCAUACCUGCUACAUGGGCACAUCCAACUCCAGCGCCGAGACCCGCGCGCGUGCCAAACAUCUCGCUGAAUGGAUCGGCAGUUACCAUCUAGACAUCAACAUGGACUCGAUCGUGUCCGGCUUCCUGGCCGUGUUCCAGCUUGCGACGGGGAAGGUCCCGCAGUACAAAGUCCAGGGGGGCACGGAGACGGAGAAUCUGGCUUUGCAGAACAUUCAGGCGAGAUCUAGGAUGGUGCUUGCGUACAUGUUUGCCCAACUGCUGCUGUGGAUCCGGGGCCGGUUUGGCGCGCUGUUGGUGCUUGGGAGCUCUAAUGUCGAUGAAACGCUUCGAGGAUACUUUACAAAAUACGACUGCUCAAGCGCCGACGUCAAUCCCAUCGGCGGGAUCAGCAAGAUCGAUCUGCGCAAGUUUGUCAAGUACUCGAAGACGGAGCUUGGGUUGGAUAUCUUGCAAGAAUUCCUAGACGCCAACCCCACCGCGGAACUCGAACCCACCACCGCCAGCUACGUACAAGGCGACGAGGUCGACAUGAAGAUGACGUACGAGGAGCUCUCCAUCUACGGCACGCUCCGGAAAGUCGGCAAGAGCGGCCCGUUUGGCAUGUUCUCCAAGCUGUUGCAUCAGUGGGGUCAUAUCCUGUCGCCCAAGGAGAUUGCGGAGAAAGUAAAGACCUUCUUCUUCUACUACUCCAUCAACCGGCACAAAACCACCAUCCUCCCACCGUCGUACCACAUGUCGCACUACUCCCCGGACGACAACCGGUUCGAUCUCCGCCCGUUUUUGUACAACUCGGCGUGGACGUGGCAGUUCAGGAGGAUCGACGAGGGCGCCGAGGCGGUUACGAGGAUGGCGGGGGAGAAUCCGGUGGAGGGGAGGGUCGGGGGUGCUGCUGCGAAGACAGGGUGA
Molecule: messenger RNA, 2163 nt
Organism: Fimicolochytrium jonesii
Lineage: Eukaryota; Fungi; Chytridiomycota; Chytridiomycetes; Spizellomycetales; Powellomycetaceae
Exons: 13
Coding region: 1-2163 (720 amino acids)
Biological process (GO): NAD+ biosynthetic process
Cellular component (GO): cytoplasm
Molecular function (GO): NAD+ synthase (glutamine-hydrolyzing) activity; ATP binding; glutaminase activity
Source: RefSeq, a predicted model, not a curated record